Coregonus sp. 'balchen' is the source of this 1829-nucleotide messenger RNA. NCBI's taxonomy places the organism in Eukaryota, Metazoa, Chordata, Actinopteri, Salmoniformes, Salmonidae. The record is from the annotation of a GenBank genome assembly.
AUGAGGGACGGGAGAGAGACUGUAGCAGCCGUGGUAAGGGGGGUGUAGGUGAGGGAGAGGAGGGUGUAGGUGAGGGAGAGGAGGGUGUAGGUGAGGGAGAGGGGGGUGUAGGUGAGGGAGAGGAGGGUGUAGGUGAGGGAGAGGGGGGUGUAGGUGAGGGAGAGGAGGGUGUAGGUGAGGGAGAGGUCAGUGUGUGUGAAGGUGUAGGUGUUAUUGAGGGAGAGGAGGGUGUAGGUGUUGGGGGAUACGUGCUGCGUCCUUCUCUACUGCCUCAGAUGGAGAUACUGAGAGAGGAGAGAGAGGAGGUUCUGCAUGGUGUGAGCGGCCUAGUCUUUCAGAGAGUUCACAUCAGUCCCUGGUCCCCGCCUGCCUUCCACCAGCUCCUCCUCUGGGGGGCGUGGCCCAAAGCCUCUCAGUCAAUCCCUGACCUGGGGCGGAGUCUGGAGCGUCUGCUGAGCCCCUACGGGCUUUCCCUGACUGAAGAGCAGGGGUCUCUGUGGCUGGCGGCCGAGCCAAUGGGACGGCUAGGCCGGCUGUGGGCUGAUGACCUCACUGAUGACGUCAGUGUGUGUCUGAACCUUGACCUCCUGGCGUCACUGGUCUACUCCCUCCCUGACUGGCGCCUGCUCUGGUCACCUGACCCCCGCUUCCUCAACCACUUCCUGCUCUGCCCAUUGCCAGAGCAACCAUUCCGCCCCAUCUCCCUGUUUCCACAGAGCUUUGUUUAUGACAUCAGCUUCUGGGUGGGGCCAGACUGGCAGGAGGCGGGGUUUCAUGCUCUAGUCAGAGAGGCCAGUAGAGAGAUGGUAGAGAAUGUUACACUUAUAGACACCUACACACCCAACACACACCCUGACAUAACACACACCUACACACCCGACACACAGCCUGACAUAACACACACCUACACACCCAACACACACCCUGACAUAACACACACCUACACACCCGACACACACCCUGACAUAACACACACCUACACACCCGACACAACACACACCAGCUACUGUUACAGACUCACCUACCGCUCACACACACACGCACUCUCACACACACACGCACUCAAACUCCACACACACCUGCAAAGCCUGCUGUCCACCCGCAUGCAUCUCACCGUCAGGUAGUGUCUGUGUGUGUGAGAGAGAGAGAGAGAGAGAGAGAGAGAGAGACCGAGAGAGAGAGACAGAGUAGAGUAGAGAGAGAGAGAGAGAGAGCAGAGCAGAGCAGAGGCAAGAGCAGAGAGCAGAGAGAGGAAGAGAGAGAGGAGAAGAAUAGAGAGAGAAUAUAGAGAGGAGAGGGAGAGGAUAUAGAGAGAAGAUCAGGAUCGAUAGGCAUAUAGAGUGAUUGCAAUCUCAUUCUCUGCUCUCUCUCUUUCUUCUUUUUCUACUCUGCUACUAGUCGGUAUUCUUCUGUAUCUCGCCCUCGAUUUCGCCUCCUGAUCUUCCUGCUUAUUGCCCAUCAGCUCUCUCUCUAUUUCUGCUCUCCUUCUCUCUCCUCUCUCUCUCUCUCUCUUCUCUCCUCUUCCUCUCCUCUCUCUUUCUUCUCUUUCUCCUCUCCUCUCCUUCUUCUCUCUCUCUCUUCUCUCUUACUGUUUUCCCUCUCCUCUUCUUCUCUCUCUCUCUUUCGUUUCUUUCUUUUUCUCUCCUCUUCUCUUUUGUUCUCUUCUCGCUCUUGCUCUCUUCUCUUUUUAUUUCUUCGCCUCUCCGUCUCUUUUUUCUUUUUCUCUCUCUCUCCUUUCUCUCUCUCUCUCUCUACCUCUUUCUCUUCUCUCCUCUCUCUGUUUCUUGCUCAUCUGAUCUUCGCCCUCUUUCGCCUUUGUAGGGGUGUGA